This is a messenger RNA of Prinia subflava (tawny-flanked prinia), 2642 nucleotides long. RefSeq names its product gamma-butyrobetaine hydroxylase 1 (gene BBOX1). Gene Ontology annotation, cellular component: mitochondrion. Gene Ontology annotation, molecular function: gamma-butyrobetaine dioxygenase activity; iron ion binding. The record is from RefSeq and is a predicted model, not a curated record. The transcript is spliced from 9 exons. The coding region runs from base 536 to 1729 and encodes 397 amino acids. Gene Ontology annotation, biological process: carnitine biosynthetic process. NCBI's taxonomy places the organism in Eukaryota, Metazoa, Chordata, Aves, Passeriformes, Cisticolidae.
CAAGCUGAAGAGCCAAAUUUCACCAGCGUCCAUUGCAUCCUCUGCAGAAGGAUCUGCAGAGCCCCAAGGAAAUAACCUUGAAUGCCAAUUCCUAAGCCAUGCCAUUCCAAAUAAAAGUCAUAAAUUGUAGUAGGAGGUAUAAAUUCCAUAUUGACAUUCUGUACCAGCCUCAAGCAUGGGAGAAUAAUAUACUAUUCAGGCUGCUGAAUGAGUUCUCUGUGUGCACUGAGUCAUUAAAAACCUGUGGAAUAGUCAGUAAUGGCUGCAGAAAAAUAAAUAUACGUCUGACUAUACCUACAGGAGUACCUACUGUAUUUAGUACACAGAGAAAAGCAUCCCUAUCCCCAAAACAACUGGGUGAUUGGUUCUGGGAAGAGUGCUUUGUUCUAGAAUUCCUUAUACAUUGAAAGAAUCCAAAAGGUGGAGGGCAGUGGCUCAUGCUCUGCUGAGGACCGUAAUCCCUGGAGGCCAGGGGUGUUACCCACUGACGGUGCAGAAGGGCAGGAGCCCACUCACUGAGAGCCUUGUGGUCAGCAUGCUCCAGACCACCCAGCAGCUCAGCAUGAGCCUGGGGAUACAGAAGGUAGAAGCUUUGGACGAGGGCCAUUUCAUAUGUGUGAAGUGGGAGGACGGAAGUGAGAGCAGCUACCCCUGUGUCUGGCUGAGGGACAACUGCCAGUGUCCCCUCUGCUUCCUGGCCUCUGCCAGAGCACGCAGGCUGCUCUUCGAGGAUCUGGAUGUGGACAUCGUGGUGAAGCAGGUUGCUCUGGCAGAUAGAAAAAAGAUCUCAAUUACAUGGCCUGAUGAGCACACAAGUGAAUAUGAAGCUGAGUGGUUGAAAAAACGAUGCUUCUCUGAAGAAGCCAGAGCUGUAAUGCAAGCAGAUUUAUUUUUACCAGAACGCCAGUACUGGGGCUCAGACCUUCAACUUCCCAAAAUACCUUUUGAAGAAAUCAUGUACAAUGAUGAAAGUGCAUACAAGUGGUUGUGCACUCUAAAGAAAGUAGGAAUUGUUCUACUGACAGGAGCUGCUACAAGGCAAGGAGAAUUGUUUAGACUUGGCCACAGGAUUGGGUUCCUGCGUCUCACAUUUUAUGGACCAACUUGGCAAGUGCAAGACAAAGCAGAUGCUAGCAAUGUAGCUUACACAAGUGGGAGACUCUGUUUUCACACUGAUUACCCUGUUCUGCAGCAUCCACCUGGGGUUCAGUUUCUUCAUUGUAUAAAGCAAACAGCUGCAGGAGGUGAAAGUGAAGUUGUAGAUGGAUUUCAUGUAUCCAACAAGCUGAAGAAACAAAAUCCUGAGGCAUAUCAGAUCCUGUCCUCUACUGCUGUAAACUACAUUGAUGUUGGGGUGGACUACUGUGAUUUUGCUGUGCACUGUAAACAAAGGAUUAUAGACAUAGAUUCCAGAGGCCAAGCUAUUCGCAUCAAUUAUAAUAAUGCAACAAGAGACACAGUGUUUGAUAUACCAGCUGAAAAAGUGAGGCCAUUUUAUGCAGCUCUAAAGGAAUUUAAUGAUUUAUUAAACAGUGCAGAGCACAAGUUUACAUACAAGCUGGAACCAGGAGACAUUGUGACAUUUGAUAACUGGCGUGUGCUUCAUGGUCGUCAAAGCUACCCAUCAUGUUCAGAAGUGACACGUCACUUGGAAGGUGCCUAUGCAGACUGGGAUGUAGUCAUGUCAAGGCUCCGGCUCCUUAGGAAAAGGGUCCUGAAAAAGGAUUGAGCUUUUUUCUAACUAGAAUGAGCAAAACGUAGAUUAUCUAACCUCAAUGACAACAGCAAUAUUUAAAAAAAAGAGUCUUCUAUUCAGAAACAAACAUUUUUGACAAGGGCUUGUCAUAGAACCAGGGUAAUGGCUUUAAAUUGAUGGAAGGUAGGUUUUGAUCAGGUAUUAGGAAGACAUUCUUUACUGUGAGGGUGCUGAGGUACUGCAACAGGUUGCUUAGAGAAGGUGUGGCUACCCAGUCCCUGGAAGUGUUCAAGGGCAGGUUGGAUGGGGCUUGAAGCAAGCUGGGAUAGUGAAAGGUAUCCUUGCUUAUGGCAGAGGGAGUGGAAUGAGAUGGUCUGUAAAUCCCCUUUCAACCCAACUCAUUCUAUGAGUCUAUCAUAAAUAUAUUUUUGAUUUCUAUAAGCUAAGAAAUGUUUUGUUCAUAACAAUUUAAGAUUUAUCUGUGCCCUGGUCAUUGAAUCUAGGAAAUAUACUGCUAUGUCUGUUAGUUUAUGUUCCUUUCAUAAUCAGUGUGCAGAGUGGCUUGAAAGAUUAUCAUUUUACUGGACUAGGGAUCACAAUGCCUUCCUCUACACAUCUACCUGCCCUCCCUAGAAAGCUUGAAAGGUAAAAUGAAAAAGUAUUAUUAACUAAAUUUUGUUAUGAAUGGCACCUUCCUCUUUUCAGAGAAGCAUUCUUUAUUGCAUAAAUCAUAACUAAAAUUCACUAUUAAAAUAAAAAACACUACUGUGGUGUUAUUUUUGAAUACACACCUUUCUAGGUAGAACUCUGCUGUAAUACAUGAGACCAUUGAACAGAGGCUUUUUCUCUAUAUCCCCCUGUACAUGUUUUGACUAUCACAGCCACAAAUAAUUUUUCUUACAUUUCCAAGUCCAUAAGCUCAGAAACCAUAAACUUACCAAAGAAU